AUGAUCAGCACAUUGAGAGUAUCCCCCAUUGGCCUUGCCACUGCCUCCAAGGCCAUAUUUUGCUUUCCACCACAUCGCCAUUACCACUCGCACCAACAUCCGUCACCUGCGCCCCCAUUCACCCCAACAGAAUCAUCAAUACUCGCUGCCGCUCUCCGCCAUGUCCCUUCACAUGGGUUUUCGACCACGACAUUGUCUCUUGGUGCUCGUGAUGUCGGAUAUCUCGACAUUUCAACUAACUUGUUCCCCCGGGGUGUAUUCGACCUUGUAAACUACCACCUCGUUACCGAACGGCUACGAUUAAGUCAGAAAAUCGACUUUAGUAAAUUUGAAGAUGGCACAAAGCGUCUCAGUACUCCAGCAAAGAUUCGAGUUCUCUGUGUGGAACGACUGAGAGCAAACUCCCCGUUAAUAAACCGAUGGCAAGAGGCGUUGGGACUCAUGUCGCUAGCAGGAAACAUACCCGCUUCCGUCUCUGAAUUAGCAAAGCUGUCCGACGAGAUGUGGUUUCUUGCCGGAGAUGAUAGUCACGACAUGAAUUGGUAUACUAAGAGAGCAACACUCUCCGGAGUCUACGCCAGUACUGAGCUUUUUAUGACGCAGGAUACGUCGCCAGAUUUCGAGGAGACCUGGAAGUUUCUCGACCGGAGGUUAAACGACGUAAAGUCGCUCGGGAGCUCUGUUUCUAACAUCAGCUCGUACCUUGGUUUUACCGCCCACGCUUUCUCGAAUGUUCUCCGCUCGAAAAGCGUCCCUUUCUUUUAA
Morchella sextelata is the source of this 765-nucleotide messenger RNA. RefSeq lists its product as uncharacterized. Gene Ontology annotation, cellular component: mitochondrial inner membrane. The transcript has 3 exons. The record is from RefSeq and is a predicted model, not a curated record. Gene Ontology annotation, molecular function: lipid binding. The coding region runs from base 1 to 765 and encodes 254 amino acids. NCBI's taxonomy places the organism in Eukaryota, Fungi, Ascomycota, Pezizomycetes, Pezizales, Morchellaceae. Gene Ontology annotation, biological process: ubiquinone biosynthetic process.